Capsaspora owczarzaki ATCC 30864 is the source of this 1858-nucleotide messenger RNA. Its product is annotated as protein kinase domain-containing protein. NCBI's taxonomy places the organism in Eukaryota, Filasterea, Ministeriida, Capsasporidae. Gene Ontology annotation, cellular component: cytoplasm; nucleus. The coding region runs from base 87 to 1760 and encodes 557 amino acids. Gene Ontology annotation, biological process: signal transduction; endocytosis; peptidyl-serine phosphorylation. The transcript has 6 exons. Gene Ontology annotation, molecular function: protein serine/threonine kinase activity; ATP binding. The record is from RefSeq and is a predicted model, not a curated record.
GUUAUUUUUAUUAUUUCCGUAUUCGACGCGCUUUUUUUUUUUUUUCUUUUUUUUUUUUUUCAAGUCGCUCUCGCUUUUGCUCAUAAAUGGAGCAAAUUCACAGCAAUGACGACGACACGCAACAGCACCACUACCACUCCCAACAGCAGCAGCAGCAGCAGCAGCAGCAGCAGCAGCAGCAGCAACAUCAACAGCAAGCCGAGCCCACGCUAGCCGCGACACCAGCAGCGCCACGAGGACCAGGCCAGAGCGCCGACGCGCACCCUUCCUCCUCACCAGCAGCACCAGCACCAGCACCAGCAGCACCAGCCCAAGCAGCACCAGCGUCACCGCGCUCGUCCGGGUCGUCGUCGUCGUCGUCGUCGUCGUCGUUCUUCCGCAUUGCAAACACAUUCAGGGUCGGAAAGCGACUCGGCAGCGGCUCGUUCGGCGACAUCUUCCAAGGAACAAAUAUUGCCACGGGCGAAGCAGUUGCAAUCAAAUGCGAACCAGUAAAGUCAAGACACCCGCAGUUGAUAUACGAGGCGCGCUUGCUACGCCACUUGCAAGGCGGCGAGGGCAUUCCGGUCAUUUACUACUCGGGCACAGAGGCCGAGCACAACGUCAUGGUCAUGCAGCUGCUCGGAUUGAGCCUGGAGGACGUUUUUGCAGCGCGCGGACAAAGCUUGUCCCUCCAGGCCAUUCUCACCCUCGCCAUCCAGAUGCUGCGACGAGUGGAAUUCAUUCACUCGAAGGGUUUCCUGCAUCGGGACAUCAAACCCGACAACUUUUUGCUUGGCAACAACGACAAGAGCACCACUGUUUAUAUGAUUGAUUUCGGGCUCGCCAAGCGUUUCCGCGACUCCAAGCACAUCCACAUUCCCCACCGAGAAAACAAGAGCCUCACCGGCACAGCCCGCUACGCCAGUGUCAACACCCACAUCGGAAUCGAACAAAGUCGCCGAGACGAUCUCGAGUCGCUGGGCUAUGUGUUUCUCUACCUUUUGCGAGGCAACUUGCCUUGGCAGGGGCUGAAAGCUGCCAACAAGAAGGAAAAGUACGAUCGCAUUUCUGAAAAGAAGCUGUCCACUCCGUUGGCAGAGCUCUGCGCAGGUCAUCCUGCUGCCUUCUUUGAGUACAUGACCUACUGCCGGCAUCUGCGGUUUGACGACACGCCCAACUACGAGUUGCUGUGCGAGCUGUUCUCAUCAGUGCUUUCGACUCUCCCGAUUCGAUCACUUUAUGAAGAGUUGUACUAUGUGAGCCCUCCGGUGGACCCGACGCUCAGCCAACCAACCCCAGGCCCGUCUCCCGUUUCCGUCCCAAUGUCUGUGAAUGCGGAAAAUCGGAUUGAGAUCGGCACUCCCGACUUCCUGUCGGUGGAUCAAUCACGCGAGCCACUCUCCACACCACAAGCGCGAGGUCCGAUUGCUGCGGCUUCCAUGUUGCCCGCAGCAUUGCGCACUGCGCCACUCUUCCCGUCUCCUACAGCUCGUGCAAACGGUGUGGCGGUCACGCCGUCUUCGCCGAGCGUCGGGUCGGUGGCGUCAGGGUCUUCGUUCCGGAAAACCACUGUCAAACCCGCAACCGCGCCGCCUCCGGUCGCUGCAGCAUCGCACAGCGCUGCAGCACCGUCAGGCACUGCCACUGCGAACGCAGGGCCCCGGUACGUUGCACCUGGCCUGGCCGGCCCCACAACAUCGUCAACGCCGUCCACCUCUUCGGGCACCCCAAGUCGCGUGGCUCGUCGCAACAUGUUGAAAGGCAACACAAAGGCGUAGAUUUUUUUGUUUCAGGAGAAUUUUGUUGGAUCUCAACAUGUUGUAUCAAUAUUUUUUUUUUUUUUUUUGUUCGAGCUUGUAUCAAUAAUCAUUACGAC